GUAUCUAUAAGUAUGGUGCCAAAAGUACGAUACCCAGUAAUCUGCAGUGUCGACUUGCCGACUCAUCCUGAAUUUACUAGAAUCUCUCCACCGAGAAUAUCCAGAAAAAUGAACUUCGUAGCGUUCGGGCUUAUCCUGAUCUGUUGCCAUGCCUGGGCGAUUGAAAUAGAUGAUAAUUUUGCAGUUGUAAUGUCCACCAUAUAUCAAACAAACUUAAAAAAUUUCCUCGAAAAGUACAAGUCUUUACUGCAAAAUGGAAACAGUGGGCUCAUAUAUGGAAUUCCGCUUCGUGAUCCGUUCAUUAUAGAGAGACUGCCCAUCAAAUAUAAUUUAUCUACUCCUGUGGGUAAUAUAGACCUCGAGGGAUUUCUUGAAAACCUUAACUUAACUGGUUUGGCCUCGUUUAACAUUAACAGCGCUAAAUUCAAUCUAAUUAAUAUGAAUGCCUACAUAGAUCUAAGCUGGCCGUUGACAACCGCGAAUACUAAUUACUCCUUGGAAUGCAACGUCCUUAACUACGAUAUUCAUGGAGAUGGAAAUAUGGAUGGAAUCGCACAUAACUUCAGAACUAUUAUGGAUGUUGAUUUAAAACUGAAGGGCCCGUAUAUGCAAGUUCGAAGUGUAACAUCACAGAUUUUAUUGGAAGCAUUGAACUUUAACGUGACGGAUAUCUACAACGAUGAGGACAUGUCCGAGAGAAUCAGCAAGACGAUCUCCGAUGUAAUACCUAAGCUCAUCGCCUCCAACCAAAACAUGAUUGAGUAUAUUAUUAAUACCAUUGCCUCGCAGAUUCUCAACAAAUAUCUAUUAACUAUAACAUUUAUGGAUAUAUUGAAAGGAAUAAGUCCAAUCUAAUAAUUUUUCUAUCGUGUUGGCACCACGCUAUCGUUCGAUCAAUCAUUUCUACAACCACGAUUGAUCCCAGUUGAACGAUAAAAAUAAAUGAUAAUGCACUUGAAGAGUAUUUGUUGGUAAUAUCGUCAAAGACAAAAAAUCUUUAACGAUUUUGUAUUAAAUUUAUUUCUACAAUGUACUAAUAAAAUAAGCAGGGUUGGGAAAGUUUAUACUUUGUAAAAAUAACUAGUUACAGUUAUAGUUUUUUUCUUUCAAAAGUAACUAUAUAGUUACAGUUCCAAGUUACCGAGACUAAAAAUUAACUCGUUACAAUUACAGUUACUAAAAAAGUAACUUUUCAGUUACUUUUCUGUUAUCAUGACAGAACAAUAUGAGUAUCACCGAUAUCAUUAGAGCUAUCAAAGAAAAAAAUAAUUUACGUUUACACGAUACAAUUUUAUUAAAAAAUUCCUUUAAUUUUGCGGGAAUAUAUGCGAGAUAACUCAAA
This is a messenger RNA of Mycetomoellerius zeteki, 1342 nucleotides long. RefSeq lists its product as uncharacterized. The record is from RefSeq and is a predicted model, not a curated record. The transcript has 6 exons. NCBI's taxonomy places the organism in Eukaryota, Metazoa, Arthropoda, Insecta, Hymenoptera, Formicidae. Gene Ontology annotation, biological process: multicellular organismal reproductive process. Bases 13 to 855 code for a protein of 280 amino acids.